UCAUGUCCUAAACUAUAGGGUUCUUUACUUUGAUCGGGAUUGGUGCAUUCCAAAAACAUGGCCGUUUGAGAUGCGCAAGCAAAUCUGUGUGAUCUAAUGAAGGACGUCUGCUUACAACGCUAAUUAUUAUAUUUGGAUAUAUAAAGACAAAACUAUUAUGGAAGACAGCAAUAAUGCUCAAGCAGGAUGGGCCGAUUCUUUUAAAAGUGAAAACGUGCAUUGCGAAAAAUGUAUAAAGGAGUUAACAAAAGAAGAAUUGUUGUCGCAAGUAAUAAAAUGUGCUAGUUUUGCUGCGGAAAAACAUCAAAAUCAAAGAAGGAAGAAUGUCGAUCAAACACCAUACAUAAACCAUCCUUUAGGAGUAGCAAAUAUUUUAAUCCAAGAGGGUAUGGUUUUUGAACCAGUUGUUAUUCUAGCAGCAAUCUUACAUGAUACCGUGGAAGAUACUGAUACUACAUUUGAGGAAAUUGAAAAAGAAUUUGGAUAUAAAGUUACCCAGGUGGUUCGAGAAGUAACUGAUGACAAAACAUUGCCAAAAGCCAAACGUAAACAAUUGCAGAUAGAACAUGCACCUAAUAUAUCUCGCGAAGCAAAAUUAGUAAAAUUGGCUGAUAAAUUGUAUAAUUUGAGAGAUCUUGAAAAAGGCAUUCCCAUUGGUUGGACAAGUGAAAGAGUAAAAGAAUACUUUAAGUGGGCAAAAGCUGUUGUAGAUGGAUGUCGUCAAACUAAUCCUAAUUUAGAAAGAGAAUUAGAUAUUUUGUUUGCAUCACAUGGUUUGCUCUGAAGAAAAUUGUAAGUAAAAGUCCUAAAUCUAAUAGCUGGUAAGAUUCUAAAUGUAACACGAUACACAUAUAGAUGAACAAAUCCAAAACGCUUUACAUACGGAAAAUUAUUGUAUAUAAAAACCAAUACAAAUGUAUAUUUACAAGUAA
Temnothorax curvispinosus is the source of this 932-nucleotide messenger RNA. It is a transcript of the gene Mesh1, whose product is annotated as guanosine-3',5'-bis(diphosphate) 3'-pyrophosphohydrolase MESH1. The record is from RefSeq and is a predicted model, not a curated record. The transcript has 4 exons. Bases 158 to 784 code for a protein of 208 amino acids. Gene Ontology annotation, molecular function: guanosine-3',5'-bis(diphosphate) 3'-diphosphatase activity. Lineage: Eukaryota; Metazoa; Arthropoda; Insecta; Hymenoptera; Formicidae.